AUGGCUUUCAGGCAGUCGGAGGACGAUGCACAAGAAGGUGCAACGCCGGUGACAAUGCAUCACGCCAACGUAGCCAAGAUCAUCCCUUCGCUGCCCCUGGAGAUCAGGUGGCCACCGUUCCGGCUCCGCCAUUACGCUGGCUUCUGGGUGCCAGAGGUAACAACAUUGAAGAUAGGCGUCCCGAACGUCCAUUCCAGGUUCCAGCCGAGACCCACCGACGUGUUCCUUGCAAGCUACCCCAAGUCUGGAACCACUUGGCUUAAGGCCCUAGCCUUCGCAACGCUGAAGCGUUCCACACAUCCGCCGUGCGACGACGACCAUCCGCUGCGCCAUUGCGGCCCUCAUGACUGCGUCAAGUUCCUCGAAAUUGGUAUGAACACAGGGAAUGAGUUUGAUGCGCUUCCUCCCCCCCGUGUGCUGGCUACGCACCUUCCCUACUCCCUGCUACCCAACAGCAUCACAGGUGAGCACUCAGGGUGCCGGAUCGUAUACAUCUGCCGGGAACCCAAGGAUGCUCUGCAUGUCCUCCAGUACUGGGAGGAGAGCGUGAGGAGAUCAGACAGCAGGGUGUUGUUCCUUAGGUACGAGGAGAUGCUCCUUGCGCCGGAGAGUCACGUCAAGAAGCUAGCAAGGUUCAUGGGCUGUGAAUUUUCCAAGGAGGAGGAGGAGGGCGGGGUUGUGAGCGCCAUCGUGGAGCUGUGUAGCCUGGCCAAGCUGAGGGACAUGGAGGUGAACAGAAAUGGAAGCACUAGGAUGGGGAUCAAGAACGAAAGCUUCUUCAGGAUGGGAGUUGCUGGGGACUGGAGCAAUCACAUGACGCCGGAGAUGGCGCAGAGGCUAGACAAGAUUGUCGAGGAUGCAUUGCAAGGGACUGGAUUCACCUUUGCGAGCACAGCAUGA
Messenger RNA from Miscanthus lutarioriparius, 900 nucleotides. NCBI's taxonomy places the organism in Eukaryota, Viridiplantae, Streptophyta, Magnoliopsida, Poales, Poaceae. The record is from the annotation of a GenBank genome assembly.